Molecule: messenger RNA, 585 nt
Organism: Daldinia caldariorum
Lineage: Eukaryota; Fungi; Ascomycota; Sordariomycetes; Xylariales; Hypoxylaceae
Product: Rho type small GTPase
Exons: 5
Coding region: 1-585 (194 amino acids)
Biological process (GO): small GTPase-mediated signal transduction
Molecular function (GO): GTP binding; GTPase activity
Source: RefSeq, a predicted model, not a curated record
AUGGCUGAGCUCCGCCGAAAGCUGGUCAUCGUCGGUGACGGUGCCUGUGGUAAAACUUGUUUAUUGAUCGUUUUCUCCAAGGGAACCUUCCCUGAGGUCUAUGUCCCGACCGUCUUCGAGAACUACGUCGCCGAUGUCGAAGUUGAUGGAAAGCAUGUCGAAUUAGCCUUAUGGGAUACGGCUGGUCAGGAAGAUUAUGACCGUCUCCGACCUUUGUCUUACCCUGACUCUCACGUCAUCCUAAUCUGCUUUGCUGUCGACUCGCCUGAUUCUCUCGACAACGUUCAGGAGAAGUGGAUUUCCGAAGUUCUUCACUUCUGCCAGGGCCUCCCUAUUGUCCUGGUCGGCUGCAAGAAGGAUCUGCGUUACGACGCGAAGACAAUUGAGGAGCUCCGGAAGACUAGCCAAAAGCCCGUCUCCCCUGAGGAGGGUGAGGACGUCCGCAAGAAGAUCGGUGCCCACAAGUACCUUGAGUGCUCAGCCAAGACGAACGAGGGUGUCCGAGAAGUUUUCGAGCACGCUACUCGUGCGGCUUUGCUGUCUCGUAAAAGCCAGAAGAAGCACUCCAAAUGCUUAGUCCUCUAA